AUGUCCAAUAACUAUGGUCCAUGUGUCCAAUUACUAUAUGGUUUACCUAUUCCACUAGUGGAACAUUUUUAUGAGUUUCUUGCUUUCAGUCACGCAGAUGGCAGCAUCAAGUUUUGGGACGCCAGUGCCGGAACUCUGCAAGUCCUCUACAAACUGAAAACGGCCAAGGUGUUCGAAAAACCGAAAUCCCGGUCCCUAGACUCGGAAGAGGACCCCUUUGCUGUCGAAAUAAUCUCCCUGUGCCCGGAAUCCCGGAAACUGUGCAUAGCCGGCGCGUCGAGCCACGUCAUCCUUUUCACCUAUCAAAAGAAAGAAGUCACGGACGAAAUUACAGUACUCGAGGUGCCAAUUGUGUACGAAGUUCCGGACGAAUUAGAGCUGUCACCGGAUUGCCAAUUUUCCGGACCCGGAAGUGCCGGAUCGGGAAGUAAACUAGACAUGUUGGACUUUGACAAUAAAAAAGAUGGACCAACGUUAAGGGUCCGCCAAGGUCCCCAGAAAAAAGCCCCCGGAUUUCAAGCUCAGCUAGUUUGUCUGACAUCGUGGAAUGGUGGAGAACCUCCCAGUCAUAUUUCAUCGCUUACGAUUAACAGUUCUUACGGAUUAGACCAAAAUAAUGCAAUAAAAUACUUAUUUUUAAAAUAUUUUCUUCCCAGAAUGGCAUAUGGUAACGAAGCAGGCAUUGUGAUAAUAGAUAUAGAACAGAAAGUUUGCUUACUGAAUGUCGGCAGUCCGGACCUGUACGGGGCGCAGGACCCUUACUCGCGAGUGCCCCGCAGCCCGAAAAAAGGACAAUCGGACGCCAUUCCGAUCAACAUGGACAGGGAGGAGCGGCAACCGCGCAGCCCCAGCAUAGACCAGAUGGGAAGGUCCCCGGAAUCCCCCCUUAAUCCCCAAAGCCCAAUCCCCAUCGAGCAAGCGGCGGAAGCAACCGAAGAGGAUCGAAGCGUGCCAAUACCGGCUACUGCGAUGAAAAGACGUCAAUCGGCUUGGAAGGGUUUCAACCUGAAACGUCAGCUGUCGCGAGUCGACAUCAAAAUCAAGAACCCCUUGAAGGACAAAAGGAGCAACUCGAUAUUUUACCCAAAUGCGGACAAUCAGGACGACGAGAAAUCUUCUCCGGAAUCCGAGGAAAAUACCGUGAUCGACAAUCAACAAGUGACGAAAGAGGACCAACUAAAUCAAAAAGACAGUUUGGAUGACGUGGACCAAUACCAAUUUCCAGAAGAUGAAGACGUGCCUUUGCAGACAGGUUCUAUGGACGAAAGAAGGGUGAACUUUAUCACCCGACCUGACAAUCUCGAUUUACCCGAUGACGAAUGCCCAGUACGUCCACCGAGACGCAAAAACAAAUUCCCCGACAAAAGAGCGCAAAGGUUGCUGUCAGUCCCGAACAUCAAAUUCCCUAAAGGCGAGGCCCAAGUUGUGAAAGAUUUGAGGGACAAAGACGAAUUGGCUGUCAGUCCACAGCCCACUUUUACCGGCAAUCUGAGAAGGCGUUUCAUCCCGAAUGUCGAUGUUAAUAAUUUUCAUUUUGUCCCGUGUUUUGGCAUCACUAAGGCGCGCGAUAAAUCUUCGCCCUCUUCGAGCUCAUACAGGGCGUUUCACGAGGAGAAAAUAAGGCAACAGAUAAACGGCAUGUGCAGCCCGAUGUCGUCGACGACUGCGCAAGGCGGCGGCGGCUGUCCCACGCCGACUGCGGCACCAGGGGGCGGCUCAGGCGUCGGCGGUGGCGGCGGCGGCGGCGGACGCGUGCGACCCGACCCGCCACGUCGCUCCCGAUCGCAAGGUACCCGAAAACUGCACAAGUGCCUGUCCACGGCCAGCUACAGCGAGGACUGCUCGGCUAGCGCCGGCUCUCACUACUUAGAUAAGCCGGCAUCGCCUGCGCAGCGCCAGCAGCUGAUGGUCGCUCGGCAAUAUUGCAGUUUUGAUAAGCUGGACAGCUCGUUCUCCAGAUCAAGAUCCAGCUCGAUGAGUUCCUUGGAAAACAUCACCUCGGAAGCCAUUCAAUGCCUCGUCUUUGCAGACUCGUUUUCCAGAAAAUCAGAACCUUUAGUAUUGACGCCAACGCUCUGGGUGGGCACAAGUCUCGGUUCAGUUUUGACCAUUUACAUAACACCUCCAGAUCCGGACAGCAGGGUUACCAGAACAUUUAACUUCAGUAAUAGAGGGCAUGGUUUAUAUUUGGCGUCUCCUUCGGAACUUCAGAAGUUCACACUUUGCACGGAAUUUUGCUCAAAUCUUACCGAAAUGAUGGGGGAAUUAUUCUUGACCGCAGAAAUGCCCGAGGCACCCAAAGAAAGUUUCCUAAAAACUAUGUUUGGCGGGGGUGUUCGGUCCAUAGAUAGGGAGGAAUUAUCCAACAAAUCGGUGGCCAAGCACAUCCCCGGCACGCUGGGCGACCUGAACUCGCGCGCCACCAGCGCCAGCAGCGAGGUGAGCCGCGCGCACAAGCUCAUGCUGGAGCGAGGCGACAAACUCAACCUGCUGGAGGACAAGGCGGAGAAGAUGCGCACCGAGGCCGAGCAGUUCAGCUCGUCCGCGCACGAACUGAUGAUCCGACAGCGGGACAAAAAGUGGUACCAAAUAUAA
This is a messenger RNA of Brassicogethes aeneus, 2595 nucleotides long. The record is from the annotation of a GenBank genome assembly. Lineage: Eukaryota; Metazoa; Arthropoda; Insecta; Coleoptera; Nitidulidae.